UUGAAUGAUGGAGGUGUGGUUUGAAGGCUGAAGCCAGCCCCUUCUCAUGAGAACUAUUUAAACCCGGAAGACAUCAAACUAAAACUCACUUGUACCUCACCAUCACAACAUGUAUCUCCUCACUCUGGUCCUUGGGAUUGUGCUUCUCCCUGAAGCCUUUACUCUGAGAUGUUAUGAGUGCACACCAGGAGUGACUGGAACCUGCACUGAGACAACAACACAAUGUCCUUCAGAGAAGAAUCAGUGUGCUGCACUAAGAGUUAUGUCUUAUGCAGGUGGUUCAAAACUUGCGGACAUCACUGGAAAAUCAUGUGCUGUGUCUGAGGAGUGUGGAGAGCACUCACUCAACUUUGGAGUCUCCAGAACUGUAGUUGCCAGCAAGUGUUGUAGCUCUGACCUCUGCAACACCCAACGUGUCCCAGAGCCCAGUAAAACCAAUCCAAAUGGCAGGAAGUGCUUCACUUGUGACGGACAAACAUGCACCAAAACUCUAAACUGUGAGGGGAAUGAGGACCACUGCAUCUCAGCAACAGUGAGUACAGGUGGCCAAAAGGUGACUGUGAAGGGCUGCGCCUCCAAGGUAAUCUGCACAAACAAGGAACUUGCACAGAUUAUGGGAUUAACUGGAGUAGAUAUGAGCUGCUGUCAGGGCGACUACUGCAACAGUGCCAGCAGUACAAGUGCUGGCCUCAUGCUGCUGGUGGCACCACUGAUCUCUUUGGUUCUGAGCUGAUGGAGAAAGAAGAAUCACUGCCCAGAUCUGCUUCACAUCACUGUGUAGACUCGUAGCACUUACUGCCUCACACAUGACCUUAAGUGAUAUGUGACAAGUAGAAAGUUUAUUUACCAACGGGAAAACAUAAAAAUAUUUUCUGCUUCUAGCUUGCUUUUUUAAAUGUUGUUCAUGUCUUGUUUCCAAAUACAAUAGCGACUGAUUUGCAUAUGAUUGUGAUUAAAAGAAUAAAACAAAGUAAAAAAAAAAAAAAAAAAAAUGAUAUUCACUUACAGUUUUUGUUCUGGGUUCCAGUGUCAAACUAAAUAAAAUCUAAUCUAAAAACA
Mugil cephalus (flathead mullet) is the source of this 1059-nucleotide messenger RNA. RefSeq names its product urokinase plasminogen activator surface receptor-like. The record is from RefSeq and is a predicted model, not a curated record. The transcript is spliced from 5 exons. Bases 110 to 733 code for a protein of 207 amino acids. Lineage: Eukaryota; Metazoa; Chordata; Actinopteri; Mugiliformes; Mugilidae.